Messenger RNA from Chironomus riparius, 4485 nucleotides. The record is from the annotation of a GenBank genome assembly. Lineage: Eukaryota; Metazoa; Arthropoda; Insecta; Diptera; Chironomidae.
AUGUCAGCUAAUAUAGAGAAGAGUGACUCGCUUCCUCGAGUUACUCGAUCAAUGCGACGAAUGAACUCUUCAGAAUCGCUUAAUCAAGACAAUGAAAGACCUGAAACACCAACUGGAAGAUUGAGAGCUACCAAAAAGCUUGAAUCAAUCGAUGAGACCGCAAUAACACCGACCAGACGAACAACUAGAGCAGGCUCAGUACAAAAGACAAUCGUAGAAGCAACAACAACACCAGCUAGUCCUCUACGUCGUGUUACACGACGAAUGUCUAGUGAUAAUGUUGAAGUUGUUCCUAGUCCUCGAUUAAAACGUCCUCCAAUUAGGCGAACUGUGACUGAAAGUGAUGAUGAUGAUGUGAUAUUUGUUAAUGAAGCGCCUGUAACUCCUCGCACAAAGUCUGUUAUGAAGCGUGUGAGUGUUAAUCUUGUUAAAGUAGAGGAAGUUGCUGAAGAGGAACAACCAGAAAUCGACGAUAAACCUAAACAAAAUGGAAAAUCUGAUGAGAUUAAUAAAUCUGUGAAUCUUAAUAAGUCCCCUGAUUUGAAUAAUUCUGCUGAACUAAACAAAUCUGCAGAAUUACAUGAUUUGGAACUUAGAAAUCGUUCAAUUUCCAAGUCUCCAUUAGUAAUACCAAGAAAUUCCAUUUCAUCUAAUGUCAGUUCAGUACAAGAAAUUGAUAAUGAUUCAAUGAAAAAUGACGAUAACUCGAUGGAAGCUAAUAUAAGUGCAGUGAAAUCAACAAGUCCAUCAAAAUCGCCGAAAAAGAAGUCUUUGCAAGUAGUCCAGGAAAAUGAAAAAUCACAAAGUCCAUCAAAAUCGCCGAAAAAGAAGUCCAGUUCACAAAAAAUUGCCGACGAAAGUGCUACAGACAUUCCAACUCAGCCUGAUUUUGCAAGUUAUGCUCUCUCACGACGCCAAAGUUCGAGAAAAAGUUUAUCAUCAGUCGCAGAGACAAUUUCUGAUGAAUUUAUGCAAUCAGCUUCUCAAAUUUCCAGCUUAGAAUCACAAAGAUCAAGUUCGCCACAAAAUCAAUUUUUGAACUACCGCAAAAAUAUUAUUGAGCCACUGAGUUCAAAUGAUCAGGAUGAUUUUGCAGCAAGUGAUUCAGAAGGUUCCAAUCUAAUUAUUCAAGUUUCAAAAUCACCCGAAAAACAGAGUCAAGGCAGCCAAAAUAGCCAAGAAAACAAAAAUGACGAUACAAAUGUUGGAUCUGGAUAUUUGCCAUUACAAAGAGUUAAUGAUAUAGUUGAAUAUUUCGAAAAAGAAAAACUAUUGUUUAAACCAAAAGAUUAUACACAACAAAAAACUGCAGAAACAGCAGAUGAAGUCAUUCCAACUGAUGUAGAACCGACAAAAGUCACUGAAACUGAUGUAAUUAAUGAAAACGAACACUCAAUAAUAUCAAAGGAUAGUGGAUUUUCUAAUAAGGCAGAUGAAUCAGCUAAGAAUGACAGUAUAAAUAAGGAAAAUGAUGAGAUUGUGUCAGAAAUGAUGGACGAUUUUGUUGCUACACAAAAACCUAUUAAUAAUGAAGUCAAAAAGGUUCCGUCAUUCAAUAAGACACAAAUGACUACAGUAGACAUGGAAAUUGGAAGUGAUGAAGAAGAACCGUCACUAGAUGAGACAAAUAAGCAAAAUAUAGACAUGGAAAUGACAGUUGUUAACAAUAAGAAAUCUCCAAAUAAGAAAAAUAAAAGCAACACUUGGAACCAAUCUAUUAUUGGAUCGUCGUCACAAAUUGACAACAUGAAAAAACCAGAAACUGAAGUUAUUCAUGACACAUCCAUAAGCAAGAAAAAAGUCAUUUCAAGUGAUGAAUCUGAUGGCGAAAGUGAGACAGAAAGGAAUUCAUUUAUUGACGACGAGGCAGAAGUAGCUAGCGAUGAAGAGGAAUCGAUGACAAAAAGUGAACGAGAUUAUUUGGAACAAAACGAAGUUAUUGAGGAUGGUGAGUCAUUGGGUUCACAGGAUUCUAAUGAAUUAGACGAGGAUAUAGAAGAAAGCGAUGAAUACGAAAACGAUUCAUUUAUAGAUAAAGACGAGGAAAUUGAUGAUAGAUAUUCAUUAGACAGCGAUGAUAAAUUAAUCGAAGAAAUUGAAUUGAAUAAAUCAAAAACUAAGCGUAGAUCUAGAAUAAUCGUUCAAUCAAGCUCAGAAAGCGAAGAUGAAAAUCCAAUUAGCACGCAAAAGUCUUCAGCUAAAGAACCAGAAGAAUCGCCUGUUAAGUCACAAAUUGUAGGCCGUAAAUCUUUGCCAAAUAUCGUAGAAAAUGAAGUUAAAGACAAGAAAGCUCGUAAAUCAUUGCCAAACUUAAAUGAAAGCUCUGAAAGUCCAUCAAAAGCUCUAAAUAAAUCAGCUAAAAAGAGCCGUAAAUCUAACAUUCACAAAGAGGCAGAAAAAUCUCUAAGUGAUGCAGAAAAGGCAAUGAGUGAUGCAGAAAAAUCUUUAAGUGACGCAGAACAAGCUCAAAGUCCACCAAAGUCUAGUAAAAAGAAACGCAAGUCAAUAAGACAAGCUGAAGCUGACAAAGCACUAAGUGACGCGGAAAAAUUUAUUACCGAUGCUGAAAAGGCGUUAAGUGAUGCAGAAAACGCUGAGCGCGUGCUGUUGUCUCUCAACAAAUCAGCCAGUAAGAAUCGUAAGUCAAAUAUUCAGAAUGUAGAGGAAGUGACUCAAGAAUCACCAGAAAAAUUCUCCAAAUUGGACAAAAAAACUCGUAAGUCAUUGCCAAUCAUUCAAGAAAGUGAAAAGAUUCCAAAAUCAGACAAGAAAGAUCGUAAAACAUUGUCAAGCCUUGAUGUUACAUUGUCGCAGGCUGAAAAUAUUCAAAGUCCAAUAAAAGCACUCGAAAAAUCAGCUAAAAAGAAUCGAAAAUCAAUUGUUGAAGAAGAAAUGGUUGCAGAAUCACCAAAAGCUCUCAACAAAUCUGCCAGAAAAAGUCUUAAAUUAUUAGAAUCGCCAAAAUCAUCUGAUAUUUCAAGUGUUCAAAACAGUUCCUUAAAUAAAUCUGAUACAAUUGCAAAGGAAUCAAGUCAAGAAGAGAUUAGUAUUGGAAAGAAACGUAAACGAGUUGCUGACGACGAAAGUUCAGCCUCAAAACGGCUCAAACAAAUGUCUGCAAAUGAAUCUGAAGCAUUACACAUGGAUAAUUAUUUAGAUCUGGUCAGUAAAAAUGAUUCAAUUGAACCAAUGGAUGUUGACGACGCAGUUCCAAUCAAAAAGUCCAAGAAAAAACAAAAAGUCGUUGAUGUUGAAGAACAACCAGCCAAGGCUGUCAAAAAAACCAAAAAAUCUAAGGAAGUGGACUUUAAUGCUAUUCUUAAUCGAUGCAAUGAAUAUAUGGAACAGACAAAAGAAGAAAAGAAAGCAAAUAUGGCUCUUAAAAAGGAACGAAAGGCUAGAAAACUUGAAAAGAAAAAAAUGGAAAAGGAAUUAGCAGCUUCCAUUGAUGAAAAACUGGACUCGUCGACUGGUGAAAAUAAGGAAAAUGCUGAGAAAGUUAAAAAGAAGAAAAACAAAAAAAAGAAGCAGAAACUUGUUGAGGAAUUCGAUGAUGGCAAGAAAGAAGGCAUUAGCGAUCGAUUGGAUAAAUUACAGCAGAAAUUGGAACUCAAGAGACAACGUAAAAAGGAAAAGAAACUCGCAAAAAUGGCUGAGCAAGCUGCUAAACCUGAACAGUCUUUCAAGCCUGUAGAAAAGAUGAUUGAGAAAGUACAACAGGUUGCAGUACAAGAAGCUGAUCAAUCAAAACAUGCAAGCAAGAAAGAAAAAGCUGCUAAAAUACAGGUUGAGAAUGUGGAAAUUGAAAAGACAAAGAAAAAAUCCAAGAAACACAAGAUUGCUGAGGAUGUUAAGGAGGUUGAAAUCAAGACAGAAGUUAAAGUCAAGAAAUCCAAGAAGCACAUUGAACCAGUAAUAGAAAUUCAAACACAGCCAGAACUAGCUCCAAUUGCUGAGAAAAAGAAGGCAAAGAAACGUCCAAUUUCAGAAAUUGUCGACGAAAAUGACACAGAAGUUGUUGAGAAACCAAAAGCUAAGAAAAAACUCAACAUUCUUAAGGAAGUCGAAAAUUCAUCACAAGCUCAUGGAUCAAAGAAAUCCAAUGUCAAGCAUGCCGAGACAUUCAAGCCAACAGCGACAUUAACAUCAAAAUUGAAUAAAGUAAUUCCAAAAGGACUAGGAAAUGAGAUUAAGCAGGUUGUAAAAAAGAAGCAAAAGUUUGUUGAAAAGACGAAACCAAUUAAGCGUCCGGUUUGGACAUCAGCUGGUAUGUUUAUUGAGGAACCAGUCACACCUUACAAAUUUAAAUCAACUGAAUAUAAAACUGUAAAUUUUGGACCUGCUGCCGCCUCAAAAGCCAAAGUUGUUAUUUUUAACGCUCAAAAGUCUUCAAAGUCUGCCGUUGUUGAUUAUAAGAUGCAAGCAAUCAUGAAGAAAAAUAAGAAUCGAGAUAAAUCAAUCAAAAAUUUAAAGAAUUUAAUGUAA